UUUACCUGAAGACAAAGCAUUCUGUUCAUCAGAGACUGGACAAGAGUUACUCUUGCUUUUGGCAAUUAAAGAUGAUGUUGUCAUGGAAACACUUGAUCCUGCUUUCAUUCAUUGGCUGCCUAGGAGGUGAGCUUCUCUUACAAGGUCCAGUGUUCAUCAGAGAGCCCAGCAACAGCAUUUUCCCUGUUGGUUCAGAGGAUAAAAAAAUAACUUUAAAUUGUGAAGCAAGAGGCAACCCUUCACCUCAUUACAGAUGGCAGCUGAAUGGAAGUGAUAUUAAUCCGAGUAUGGAAUAUCGCUAUAAGUUGAACGGAGGAAAUCUUGUCGUUAUUAACCCAAACAGAAACUGGGAUACGGGAAGUUACCAGUGUUUUGCGACAAAUUCACUUGGGACAAUUGUCAGCAGAGAAGCUAAACUCCAAUUUGCAUAUCUUGAAAAUUUUAAAACCAAAAUGAGAAGUACAGUGUCUGUGCGUGAAGGCCAGGGAGUCGUCCUGCUCUGUGGCCCGCCGCCACACUCCGGAGAACUAUCAUAUGCUUGGAUCUUCAAUGAAUAUCCAUCAUUUGUUGAAGAAGAUAGUCGGAGAUUUGUCUCUCAAGAAACAGGCCACCUGUAUAUUGCCAAGGUCGAACCAUCGGAUGUGGGUAAUUACACGUGUGUGGUGACCAGUACGGUGACGAACACCAGAGUGCUGGGCUCCCCAACUCCUUUGGUGCUACGUUCUGACGGUGUGAUGGGUGAAUACGAACCAAAAAUAGAAGUGCAGUUUCCAGAAACUCUUCCAGUGGCUAAAGGUGCAACUGUGAAAUUGGAAUGUUUUGCUCUUGGAAAUCCUGUACCUCAGAUUAAUUGGAGGAGAAGUGAUGGACUGCCCUUUUCCAGUAAAAUUAAACUGAGGAAAUUCAAUGGUGUGCUUGAAAUCCCCAACUUCCAACAGGAAGAUACCGGUUCCUAUGAAUGCGUUGCUGAGAAUUCACGAGGAAGAAAUGUCGCCAGAGGGCGUCUCACUUACUAUGCAAAGCCUCAUUGGGUUCAGCUCAUAAGAGAUGUAGAAAUAGCAGUGGAGGACAAUCUUUUUUGGGAAUGCCGGGCAAGUGGUAAGCCCAAACCUUCCUACCGAUGGUUGAAAAAUGGAGAAGCCCUUGUGCUCGAGGAGAGAAUACAGAUAGAAAAUGGUGCCCUUACAAUAUCAAACCUAAAUGUGACCGAUUCUGGCAUGUUCCAGUGCAUAGCAGAAAACAAACAUGGGCUCAUCUAUUCCAGUGCUGAACUUAAGGUUAUAGCUUCUGCUCCCGAUUUUUCAAAGACUCCAAUGAAAAAGUUGCUUCAAGUGCAAGUGGGCAGCAUGGUCAGCUUGGAUUGUAAACCUAGAGCCUCUCCCAAAGCACUCCGUUCAUGGAAGAGAGGAGAUGUGAUCGUGCAGGAGAAUGAAAGAAUUUCUUUUUUAAAAGACGGAGGACUUCAAAUAGUCAAUGUGACUAAAGCUGACGUUGGAACUUACACCUGCAUAGCAGAAAACCAGUUUGGGAAAGCAAAUGGCACAACGCGCUUGGUUGUUACUGAACCAACGAGAAUAACUUUGGCACCAUCCAACAUGGAUGUCUCUGUUGGCGAAAGUGUCAUUUUGCCCUGCCAAGUGCAACAUGAUCCCUUGCUAGACAUCAUGUUUACCUGGUAUUUCAAUGGAACCCUCACAGAUUUUAAGAAAGAUGGAUCUCACUUUGAGAAAGUUGGUGGGAGUUCAUCUGGAGAUUUAAUGAUCAGAAACAUUCAGCUGAAACACAGUGGAAAAUACGUGUGUAUGGUGCAGACGGGGGUGGACAGUGUUUCAUCUGCCGCCGACCUCAUAGUAAGAGGUUCACCUGGACCACCAGAAAAUGUGAAGGUAGAUGAAAUUACAGAUACGACAGCCCAACUCUCUUGGAAAGAAGGUACAGAUAACCAUAGCCCAGUUAUAUCCUAUUCUGUCCAGGCGAGGACCCCUUUCUCCGUGGGUUGGCAAACUGCCACAACAGUGCCUGAAAUCAUUGAUGGGAAAACACACACAGCUACUGUAGUCGAGUUAAAUCCAUGGGUGGAAUAUGAAUUUCGGGUUGUAGCCAGCAACAAAAUUGGAGGUGGAGAACCCAGUUUACCCUCAGAAAAAGUAAGAACUGAAGAGGCAGUUCCAGAAGUGCCUCCUUCAGAAGUCAGUGGAGGAGGUGGGAGCCGGUCUGAGCUGGUGAUAACCUGGGAUCCAGUCCCCGAAGAACUGCAGAAUGGUGAAGGUUUUGGUUAUGUUGUUGCUUUCCGUCCCCUUGGAGUUACCAACUGGAUCCAGACAGUGGUUACAUCUCCUGAUACCCCAAGAUAUGUCUUUAGGAAUGAAAGCAUCGUGCCAUUUUCACUGUAUGAAGUUAAAGUGGGUGUUUAUAAUAACAAAGGCGAAGGACCAUUUAGCCCGGUGACAACAGUGUUCUCUGCAGAAGAAGAGCCUACAAUAGCUCCAUCUCAAGUGUCUGCAAAUAGCCUGUCUUCCUCAGAAAUUGAAGUGUCAUGGAACACCAUUCCUUGGAAGUUAAGCAAUGGACAUUUACUUGGCUAUGAGGUGCGGUACUGGAAUAAGGGAGAAGAGGAAUCGUCGAGCAAAGUGAAAGUGGCGGGAAAUGAGACAUCAGCCAGACUCCGUGGCUUGAAGAGUAAUGUGGCAUAUUACACAGCUGUCCGGGCUUACAACAGUGCUGGUGCUGGUCCCUUUAGCACCACGGUGAAUGCAACCACAAAGAAAACUCCUCCCAGUCAGCCACCAGGAAAUGUUGUUUGGAAUGCUACAGACACGAAAGUGUUACUUAAUUGGGAACAAGUUAAAGCAAUGGAGAAUGAAUCAGAAGUAACGGGAUAUAAAGUUUUCUAUAGGACUAGCAGUCAAAACAGUGUACAAGUGCUGAACACAAAUAAGACUUCAGCAGAACUUUUGUUGCCCAUUAAAGAGGACUACAUUAUUGAAGUCAAGGCCACAACAGAUGGAGGAGAUGGAACCAGUAGCGAACAGAUCAGGAUCCCAAGAAUAACCAAUAUGGACGCAAGAGGUUCUACUUCAGCCAUCUCUCAUGUCCACGCUGUGUCCAGUUACGUACCUGUAGUAUUGUUCUUCAUUGUAAAUGCCCUGUGGCGGUACUAACUUUUUUUUUUAAUUGUUUACUAGAAAGUUAAUUGGUUACAAAAAAAGUGCUUUCAUGAAAUGCAGUGAUUAUGCAUGUUUUUUUUUCAACUCUGUAUUUUUAACUUUCUAUAGGUAAAAUAUGAAUAUAAUAAAAAAAAAACCAGUAAAUCCUUUUAGGGGAAUCUGAAAUGCCUUAAUAUUUACUUGAUACACCAAAGGAAUUUACAUAUUAAUUACAUUAGACUUUUGAUAAAGAUAUUCGUAAGCUAUGAUUUUGAGCACUGCCUUUCGAUAGACUCACAUGCUCUCAUGUGUAUACACACACAUAUGCCCACACACGUUUGUUGUUUGUUUGUUUGUUUGUUUAAUGUGGAAAAACUCAUUUAAUCCAAAUGUUAUUUCCCCGUUAUAACAGCAUUGGUUGGAAGACUUGAUCAGUACUAUUCUGAAAUGCUCAUUUGAAAUACUCAAGAGUGAAAAUACAUUUUAAAAAUUACCUUGCUUGGAAGAGGGUGCAUGUGACUCACAAGAAUGUUGAAAAAUGCUACACCAGAGGUGGAAACGGUGCUGUUUUGUUUACGUCUAACAAAGUUGUGAGAUUCUUGCUCUCUCUAGUUCUCAAUUUUUCAUCUAUAAAAUAUGGAAAUAAUGCCCAGUGUACCUGCCUGUGCCCCAUAAAUUAUUUGUUAAGAGAUACAGAAGGACAUGUGAAAGUGUUUUUGCUACCCCUCAUAUUUUGGGUCUGUGCAAAAUAUUAAUAGGAAUUUACCUAACUAUAUAAAAGAAGAACCAGCUGCUUCUUUAAGUUUGCAUUCCGUUAUGGGUAACGCUUUCUUUUUUUGUUCACUGAUAUUUUAAAAUUGAAAUGUUCACAU
Lynx canadensis (Canada lynx) is the source of this 4018-nucleotide messenger RNA. It is a transcript of the gene CNTN3, whose product is annotated as contactin 3. NCBI's taxonomy places the organism in Eukaryota, Metazoa, Chordata, Mammalia, Carnivora, Felidae. The transcript has 22 exons. Gene Ontology annotation, biological process: cell-cell adhesion; brain development. The coding region runs from base 72 to 3161 and encodes 1029 amino acids. Gene Ontology annotation, molecular function: cell-cell adhesion mediator activity. The record is from RefSeq and is a predicted model, not a curated record.